GGCCUCGGCGCCCUCCCCCUGGGGUGACAGAAAGUCGGCGGCAGCUCCGGGAGCUGGAGGAGGCGGAGGAGGAAGUGGCGGCCGGGUUGGCCCUGGGACUGACCGACGGACGUCCUGACCGACCGACCGACGGACGGACUCCCCUCGCUCUCGCCCUGGUUCUGGGCGCGCCCUCCUCCCGCUCUCUCCGGCCUGGCCCUCCGGUAGCUGGUUCGCCUCCGCCCCCCCCCCCCCUCCCGCCCCCGGUCCCUGCCAGUCCGGCCGUCCCACCGCCCGCCCCGCGGAAUUCUGCGCGCGCUCGCUUGGCCCGAAGCCAAUCCAGCCAGGAUGGAGUCCUUAAUGAACUUUUACCAUGAGGUGAUGAAGAGAGCAGACCCCCGGCUCCAGGGCUACCCUCUGAUGGACACCCCGCUGCUCAUGACCUCCAUCCUCAUCGGCUAUGUCUAUUUCGUGCUGUCCCUGGGGCCCCGGCUGAUGGCCAAUCGGAAGCCAUUUCAGCUUCGCGGCUUCAUGGUCGUAUACAACUUCUCCCUGGUGGCUCUCUCCCUCUACAUAGUCUAUGAGUUCCUGAUGUCUGGCUGGCUGAGUACCUACACAUGGCGUUGUGACCCUGUGGACUAUUCCCAGAACCCAGAGGCCCUCCGGAUGGUUCGUGUGGCUUGGCUCUUUCUCUUCUCCAAGUUCAUCGAGUUGAUGGACACGGUAAUCUUUAUUCUUCGAAAGAAGGACGGCCAGGUGACUUUCUUGCAUGUCUUCCAUCACUCUGUGCUGCCCUGGAGCUGGUGGUGGGGCGUUAGGGUGGCCCCAGGAGGAAUGGGUUCCUUCCACGCCAUGGUGAACUCCUCCGUGCAUGUGAUCAUGUACCUUUAUUACGGGCUGUCCGCUUUGGGCCCGGCCGCCCAGCCCUAUCUCUGGUGGAAGAAGCACAUGACGGCCAUCCAGCUGAUCCAGUUUGUGCUGGUCUCGCUGCACAUCUCUCAGUAUUACUUCCUGCCCAGCUGUGACUACCAGUACCCUGUGAUCAUCCACCUCAUCUGGAUGUACGGGACCAUCUUCUUUGUGCUCUUCUCCAACUUCUGGUACCAGUCGUACACCAAAGGCAAGCGGCUGCCGAAGGCCGCCCAGCAGAAUGGAGUGCCCAAAGUCAAGGCGAACUGAGCCAGGCUGGCCUGACCCCGGCCCUCGCCCACCACCGAAGUGCCUCGGGGCUGCACUGAGGGCAGCCAUUCCAUUUGGGCAGGGGGACUGCGGAUCACGUCUCUGCUGGUGGGUCACAGGACCUGGCUAGAGCAGGGGGACGAACCCGGACCCUCCCCUCUUUCUACGAGCUGGCACACAGGGACCACGACCACCCCCCUCCCUGUACCUUACCCCUAACCACAGGGGCUCCCUUGCCCUCUGCCACAGCACAGCCCUGGGGGUGGGGGUGCAGCUUGAGCUGGACAUGCCCCCUUCCCCCCCACCCUGGGCCAGCCUGUCUGGGGAAAGGGGAAUACUCAGGGCUGGCCCCAACCACAGGCCUGCGGCCUUUUAACUUUUCUCACACUGAAGAGGUCAGCAAUAAUCUUCCCCUGAUCACCGGGGACUUGGUUCUCACCCCACAUCUGCCCCGCUGCUGGAGGGGCGUGGGGCAGGGAGAACACAGCCCACAGGGGCUGCUCACUCACACGUGUCUUAAUUAAAGUGACAGGAAACAUCA
This is a messenger RNA of Sarcophilus harrisii (Tasmanian devil), 1699 nucleotides long. RefSeq names its product ELOVL fatty acid elongase 1 (gene ELOVL1). Gene Ontology annotation, cellular component: endoplasmic reticulum; endoplasmic reticulum membrane. Lineage: Eukaryota; Metazoa; Chordata; Mammalia; Dasyuromorphia; Dasyuridae. The coding region runs from base 328 to 1158 and encodes 276 amino acids. The transcript is spliced from 8 exons. The record is from RefSeq and is a predicted model, not a curated record. Gene Ontology annotation, biological process: fatty acid elongation, monounsaturated fatty acid; fatty acid elongation, saturated fatty acid; fatty acid elongation, polyunsaturated fatty acid. Gene Ontology annotation, molecular function: fatty acid elongase activity.